Neocloeon triangulifer is the source of this 2102-nucleotide messenger RNA. RefSeq names its product SERPINE1 mRNA-binding protein 1-like. The coding region runs from base 169 to 1536 and encodes 455 amino acids. The transcript is spliced from 4 exons. Gene Ontology annotation, cellular component: nucleus; cytoplasm. Gene Ontology annotation, molecular function: RNA binding. NCBI's taxonomy places the organism in Eukaryota, Metazoa, Arthropoda, Insecta, Ephemeroptera, Baetidae. The record is from RefSeq and is a predicted model, not a curated record.
UUGGGGGCAGCACCUUCCGGGGGUCUCCAUUUGCUUUUAUUUCCGACUCCUUGGUACUCUUGGUAGCACUAGCACUGCUGCAAAGCGUGGUCGUCCGAGUGUGAUUUUUCAAAGACUGCCCUGCGGAAAAAACGAUAAAAUAGGAAAUCAGUCGAGUAAAAAAUCGGCAUGGAGAACGACUACGGAGUUGGUGUCUCCAACCGAUAUGGAUUAUUUCUGGAGGAAGAGGAGGAGGACCCCUUCGAUAUGCUGUCCAAGCAGGAGCAGCUGAAAGAAGCCAAGAAGAAGGUCAAGACUCAGCAGCAGGAAAAGGAGAACCGCAGCGGCACAGUUCCUAACAAGGCCGAGGGACCCAAGGGCAGCGCCAAGCCACCAGCGUCCGCCGACAAGAAGCCCAUCAAGGAGACGCAGAACUUGAAGCCCGUUGAGCCGCAGCAGCAGAAGCCGCCGCGCACUGACGCUGAGAAGCCUGCCGCUGGCGGCGCAAACCGCCCGCCCCGCAACCCUGCCUCAGUCAAGUUCGCCCCCGAGUCGAGAGAGGAGCGCAACAACAGGCGCAACAGAGAUGAUCGUGCUGGACAUGAGCAACGCAAUGACUCGAGAAGUUAUGGUGAAUCUGGGACUGGAGGCGAUGUUGAGUCGCGCGGUGGCCGCGGAGGUGGUCGUGGAGGCAUGGGACGCGGAGGACGGGGAGGCCGCGGUGGAUUCAGGACUGGCGAGCGAGGUGAAAGGCCCGAGAGGGGAGAGCGUGGCGAGCGCGGAGAACGGGGAGAACGAGAGUUCAGGCCGCGCCGGGAAUUCGACAGGCACUCUGGUUCGGACAAGAGCAGCGUGAAGCCCGUGGACAAGCGAGAGGGUGGCGGCGCGCGCAACUGGGGCACCUACAGGGACGAGAUAAACGAACCCAUUUCUGGAGAUGCACCCGAGCAACUGACCCCUGAGAAACCUCACGCUGACCAGGCCGAAGACUCUGCUGGAGAAAACCCUAAGGAAGAAACUGCCGUUGAUGAAAAUGCUGCCAACGAGGCUGAUUCUGUCAAGGAACUGACUCUGGAUGAGUGGAAGGCGUUGCGAGCCGGCCACCAGAAACCAACCUUCAACAUCAGAAAGGCCGGCGAAGGAGAGGACCCAACUCAAUGGAAAAAAAUGUACGAGCUGAACAAGAAGGCCGAGGAAGACGACGACGAAGACGAGGAGUACGAAAUUGCUGAGUAUCCGCAACGCGUCGGUCGCCAGAAGCACUUGCUCGACAUCGACAUACAUUUCUCAGACGCUAGGCGUGGAGGACGCGGCCGAGGCACUGGCAGGGGAGGCCGUGGUGGUCGUGGAGGCCCAAGGAGAGAAGGUCCUCCCGGCGCUGCUCCGGAGGGUGUCCCAGAGCGUGGAGAACGCGUUGGUGAACGCGGCGGCGAACGCGGUCCUCCGCGUGGAGGUGGCUUCACGCCCAAGCCAGCUGGCCGAGGAGGCAACUUCAGGCAGCAGCACCAGUCGGCCCCGAAAGUGGACGACGAGAAAGAUUUUCCUUCGCUAGGUUAAACGUGUGAGCGGCGAGGCAAAUGCAAAAAAUGUGCCCUCUCAUAGCAUUGUUAUGUUUAAUUUUCAAAUAACUUAAUGAGAAAAAGCAUGUAAAACUCACAUUACACUAUAGACUGGAGGGUUGCCCCAAAGUCGGAGCGAUCGACUCUUCAGUCGAAAUCUCGCCAUACGCUCACUGAAUUGAAAAAUCACUGUACGAACGUUGGUUGAUAUAUAAUGAUGUAUUACCUAUUAUCGGGCUGGGAGGAGACUUUCAAAAUGUUUGCUCUCCCCCCUCUUGUAUUUCCUUGAAUGGCCAAAUAUUUCUCCAAAGUUAUUGAAACAGCGUUUUUCCAGCCUCAAUUUGAAGAUUUUCGGAAGUUCACAGAGCAUUUGCAGAUUUUCGAACAUGAUUCUUGCAUUACAAAAUGACUAAGCACAUUUUCUAAUGCAACCCGUGGUGUAUUCCCAACGAUCGAUGGACAUUUUUUUUAUUUCAUGUACUUACAAGUACAAUGUUUCAAUAUUUGGAAAGAAUCAACAUUUCAAUUGCAGUGAGAAAUAAAAUUGAAUCACACUUAAUCAAA